GGCUUCACCACUCUUCUCUUCUGUCGUCCUCGAUAGGCUUUUGACUGCUUUUUCGAACUCAUAGUGAAACUUUCUGCUUCUUUCUGGAUGUCGUCCUUUCGGAAGGCCAUUGCUGUCGAACACUCUGGUAGGAGAACCAUCGAGGGAGAAGAGGUAUACGUCGGAAACGCAGAUCCUUUGUGGACAGUCUCUGCAGUCCCACACGGCGGAUAUGUUCUUGCCCUGAUAGUGGAGGCAUGUCUACAUCACCAGAAGUCUACCCGGCAUCCUGAUCCGUUUCAUCUCACGGCACACUUUCUACGUGCAACAUCGGUUGGACCAUUCGAAGUGCGCAUCCACACUAUUCGAUCAGGGAGAGGAAUGUCGAAUGUUCAUGCGGACCUCGUGCAAGAUGAGCAAGUUCGCGUCACGAUGCACGCCAUCUUCGGAUCUCUUUCUUCUUCGACUACGAAUGACGCCACCGCCACAGACUCUCACGCUUUAGGCACCUCAAAUACAGUGAAAUCGCUCACACUUGUACCACCACACCCUCUCGCCCGUGUUACACCCUUCGAGACGCACCCGUCAACACUAGGCACAACCCCUUUGAGAAGUAGGCUGAACUUCAGAAAUCAACUCUCCGGCGCAUCUCUUCCUGACGUCCUUCGUCAAACUGCUGGACCUGUUGAGACCGGCAGAUGGUACACUUUCAAUGACCCACACGACCAUCUUUCACCUAGCGCUAUAGCCUUUUUCGCCGACCUCUUUGGAUCAAACCUGGUUGGCAAAGCUUUUCCUGACCUUCCUACGAGUUGGUUCCCAACCGUCACGCUAUCCAUCCAAUUCUACGCCCCUGUACCUCGCAUCACGGACACAUCCGCUCUCAGCCCAAGUUCGGAUAGGAGUGUUGGUGUAUGGUCGAGCGGAAGAUUCGUUCAGGAUCCCCAGGGACGGCAUGAUGUCUAUGUCGAGGUAUGGACGGCGCCAGGAGACAUUGGGGCCGCGGUGGGACCAGAUGGCACCAUCCACAAAGGAGCAGUCAAGGAAGGAUGGAGGCAGGAGCAGAGAUGUUUGGCGAUUGCCCACCAGAUGGCCUUGGUGCUCCCUAUGGAGGUAAACACGAGGAAGGGGAACAAAGGAGCGAGUAAACUAUGAAGCAAGGUCGAGAAGGACGUUAAGUUUGUUUGGGAUCAUCUUGUGAUCCUUGAUACGCUUUUCUAGAACUGUAAUAGAUACAUCUCUAAAUAUGUGCAAACGCCGUUCG
This is a messenger RNA of Stereum hirsutum FP-91666 SS1, 1243 nucleotides long. RefSeq lists its product as uncharacterized. The transcript is spliced from 5 exons. The coding region runs from base 88 to 1134 and encodes 348 amino acids. NCBI's taxonomy places the organism in Eukaryota, Fungi, Basidiomycota, Agaricomycetes, Russulales, Stereaceae. The record is from RefSeq and is a predicted model, not a curated record.